Messenger RNA from Naegleria fowleri, 3216 nucleotides. RefSeq lists its product as uncharacterized. The transcript is spliced from 2 exons. The record is from RefSeq and is a predicted model, not a curated record. Bases 1 to 3216 code for a protein of 1071 amino acids. Lineage: Eukaryota; Heterolobosea; Eutetramitea; Acrasida; Naegleriidae.
AUGAUACGUGAUUCGAGUCAUGGCCAAUCGCCAUUGUCAUUAUCAUCAACACGGCUCAUUAUUUCCAUGCUUGUGUUAUCCACCACGAUGAUCUUUAGUGUUGGUCUUGUAGGAGCCACAAACACUACAUCACCAUCGUCAUCACCUUCGUCACCAUCAUCAACCAAUAAUCUCUCUUCUCCUAUAACUGAUCGUAACGAACCACCAGAAUGUACCUUAAAUGAUUACGGAGCAACCUAUACUCCUUGUUUGAAAAUGAGUGACAUAAGGACCGUUGUUUAUUACAAGAAGAAUAAUUGUAGUGGAGGAGUGCCAUUACCAAUUUCUACAGAAACUCUCCCUUGUAAUUUAACUUGCAGUAAUGGUCAAUUUUUGAGACCACCUUUUGUGAAAUGUGAGCCAUGUAUUCCUGGUGAAUUUAGUUUUUCUGAGGGAAUCCUCACCAAUGAUUGGGAAGAAUUACCAGAUUCAAUGAAAACGAGUUGUGUUUCAGAAGGAUCCAAAAAUCCAAAAUGUUCUUCAUGGAAAGUUUCAACCAAUUACAAAUACAUUCAUUCAGGAGAUCAAUCGGAUUCAACAGGAACAGUGUCAUCUGUUCUCACAUAUUAUGUUGACAUCUUGAGAGAGUCAGGAAAACUCGAAUUCAGCUUCCGUGUCGAUGCUGACAAUGGAAAUGGAUUAGAGCUUUAUAUUGACAAUGAACAAGUAUUAGAAAGAACAAGCUAUGUACAUGAAUAUACAAUCAAAUCAUUUGCAUUGACAAAAGGUUAUCAUGUGAUUGAAUGGAGAUUUGAAAAAGCAUCUUCACCAUCCUCCAGUACUAAACAAAUGGCAUACAUCAAAUGGAUCAAAAUUUAUGGAGAUAAGUUAUCUGUUGAGUAUUGUACCAAGUGUCCAACAGGUACUUUUAACAAUGAACCUGGACAAGCUUCUUGUUCGCCAUGUCCUCUCGACACUUUUAAUGACCAAUCUGGACAAACUCAAUGUCAACCCUGUCCAGAAAAUACCUAUGCAUUGGAAGGAUCUACCUCUUGUUCUCCAAGACCUUUGUGUACUGCUUUGGAUUAUGUGGCUCAUUACACUCCAUGUUCGAAUGGUAAAAGAAAAUUAAUCUAUGAAUGGAAGAAGCCUAAGAUUUGCAAUGGAGGAGUAGAAUUACCAAAGAACAAGGAUAAUGAAGAAUGCAACCAAUGUCCUUUAGGAUUAUUCCGUAAAAAUGAUGAAUGUCAACGUUGUUCUGGAAAAGGAGAAUACUACGACAUGAAGGAAAUGAAAUGCAAAAAAUGUUACGAAGGAUACUAUGCAUUGAAAUACCUUCGUUACGAUUCGAAUUUCUUUAAUGAGAUUACUUCUUUACCAUCUCAUUGGUCCACCAAAUGUCUUGGAGAAUGUGAUAAGGAAAAUAAGGGUUGGACUAUUGUUUCCAAUAUUGAAAAGAACGAAGCCUAUCUCGAUGCAGCGGCCAAUGGAUAUGGAGAUGAAAGUGUUCUUUCCAUUCCGAUUGAAUUGUAUACAGAUGGAUCGAUUAGUAUUGAAUACGAGUUGUUAUCAACAACAACAACAACGGACAAGACUGAGGACACUUCUGUACUCUUAUUCUUUGUGAAUCGAACUUUGGUUGGAGAUUUCUCUCGACAAACACUCAAAGAAUUGAAAGGUACAUACAAAACGAGAUAUUAUCCUGCUGGACAUUACCUUCUGACAUUUGCCUUUGAGAAAUAUGACUCUCCGAAUAAGCAAUCAACUGCUCUCAUCAAAUCCAUUGUGAUUGAAGGAGAAAUCUCUGGUGCUUCUGAUAAAUGUUAUGAAUGUCGAGAAGGUCAUUAUUGUCCCCAAGGCACUGAUGAACAUUUACCUUGUCGUCCUGGAACGUAUUCCAAUAUUCGACAAGAGGCUUGUAUGGCUUGCUAUAGAAACACUUUCCAAAACAAGUGGGGACAAAAUAGGUGCCUUAAUUGUGGAGAUGGUACAUUUUCGAAUGCAGGAAGUGCAGACUGUGUGAAUACUUGUCUCUUUACAGUUCCUGGAACUGAAAUUAUGUACAAUUUGACAACCUUGCAGAGUGCUCUCAAUAGUGAAUUGAGUGUGUUUGGACCUCUCACACUUCCCAACUCUCCUCUCAAGUUUUAUUUCAAUCUUUGUAACAAAUUUGACACUGCAUACACCAAAUUCUGUCAAAAAGAAUCAAGACUUGCAGUUUUAGCAGAGCAACGUAAGGAUGUAACAACUAAAAAUCGUAGAAAGGGUUACACUACCUAUGCAUGUGUGGAAGAUGAUUCAAGUGAAAAUCCCAAAUAUCAUACAAGUGGUGAUAUGGGAUCUACAAUUUCAUAUUAUCACUCUCCAAAAGGAGAUGGUCUCACUGUCUACCUUGCCACAGAUUACAAGUGCUCCAAUAAGAAUGGAGUCUAUAACACAAAAGUUGAAUUGAAAUGCAAUCCAAAGGAAGGCAUUGGUAAACCAGUUAUUGCGACUGAGGUGGAUGAAACAGGAGCUGUAUCAUUUGCCGAUGUCUGUUCAACAAGAAUCUUGUGGGAGAGUCAUGCUGCUUGUCCUGUUUGUACUAUUUAUGAUUAUGAGCCAGUAGUCAGUGGUGAAUGUGAGAAUGGAAGACGAAAGAAGACAUGGUUUUUGAAACCAAAUGCAAAGUGCUAUCCAUAUUCUGGAUUGACAGCUCCUUUACCUGAAGAUGUCUCUUGUAUUACCUGUUCACAAGAUGAUUAUACCUUUGUGGAAACAAAGUGUGUGAAUGGGUUUUAUAAGAGAAAAUACGUUUGGAAGGAAAAAAGAGAUUGCUUUGGAGGUGUUGAACUUCCAGAAGAUGAAACACUCACUUGUGAUGAGGUAGAAAUUGGAAAACUUACUGCUGUGACUGGGUUGUCUGUCGCUGCAGCAGUAUUUUUGUGUUUACUUGUUGGUAUUUGCUUUUUCUACUUUAGAAACAAGCAACUUUAUGAACAAUAUGAAAUGUUAGGCCAAAAAGAGACACCUGACAUUGAAAUGAUGAAUAGCGGUUCUGGUGUGUUGGAGUUGAUGGAAAUGAAAGCUCAUCAGAUGAUGACAUGGGUUUCACAACCACUAAAACAAUUAACAUUACAGAUAGUGACGAAGAUGAUCGAGUUUAAAAGGUUGAGAUCUCAUCCCAGGCAACGAUGCUGUCUACAGUCAAGUUCUGGCGUAAACAACACAGAGAAGGGAUUUAAUAGCAAUCGUUGA